Molecule: messenger RNA, 3186 nt
Organism: Thermochaetoides thermophila DSM 1495
Lineage: Eukaryota; Fungi; Ascomycota; Sordariomycetes; Sordariales; Chaetomiaceae
Exons: 1
Coding region: 1-3186 (1061 amino acids)
Biological process (GO): DNA alkylation repair; DNA repair
Cellular component (GO): nucleus
Molecular function (GO): dioxygenase activity
Source: RefSeq, a predicted model, not a curated record
AUGGGGCCAAGCUUUCCAUUCCCCGCGUCCAUGAUCCCAAUCGUGCCGACGCGCAAGGGGUUAUUGAUUAUAGAUCUGCAGAAUGACUUCAUCUCACCAGACGGCCCUCUUUACACCCAGCAACCAGAAGGCUGGGUUAACCGUGUGCUGGACCUGGUCAAGGCCUUCAGGGACACGCAGUCCGGCGAUGUGAUCUGGGUGAGAUCCGAGUUCCGCAAAAACCGGCCGCUGGUUGAUGGCGAUCGGGUGAUCCAGAUCAUUACCUCACUAGAGGCUCUGCAUGAGGCAGCGGAGACAUCCCGCGGCAGGUCGCCUGUCUCUGUGGUGCACGAUAUUGCUAUCACAGAGAAAGACAAGGAGGCUUUCUUGACACCCGAAGUUGAAAUCCCUGAGGGGGAAGAGCCGAAGACUCCCGUCGUGGUGCCAGGAACCGAGGGUGCGCAGUUUGCGCCUGAAGUGCAAGCAACGAUUGACCGCAGAGAUAUCAUCUUCACCAAAACACACUACAGUGCCUUCGCCGAGGGGCCGUUACUGCAGACCCUCCGCCGUCGCUUCGUCACAACCUUCUACGUCUGCGGAGCGCUCACCAACGUUAGCAUUUAUGCCACAGCAUUGGAUGCAGCGCAGCACGGCUUUCAGAUGACCAUUGUCGAUGACUGCUGUGGCUAUCGUGACGCAGGCCGUCAUCGUGCUGCUGUGAAUAAGCUGGUGCAAGUGACCGGGAGCGAUGUGGUCACAUAUGCUGAAUUGAUCGAGCAGUUUCGGCCGCCGGCACCACCAACGCUCUCGUCUGGUCUGUCGCCGUCCAUUUCAAACAUCGAGAUUGGCAGCAGCAGUGCAGCAUUGAGUGGUGUGCCUGCCGAUGCCAUUCCCAAGGUCUCCAGCUCGGAAGCGGAGUCGUCGGAGCUGCGCCCUAAGGGCCAGCUGCCUCCGCCCAAGCUUAGACCCGGAGAGCUCGAGCCCCAAGCUGCUUCGCCACCACACGCACCCGAAGAGGACCGGGACGAGCGCAAGCAAUCGGAUGAUCAGCCCUGGCCGCAACCUGCGUCCCGCUCCCCGCAGCCAAACCUAUUGGAAGACAGAGUGGCAUUGCGCCCUCUUGAUGACCAGGGUGCCGUCAUCAAGGACACUAGCUCUGCGAGACCUGCCGAUGCGAACCGCGUAACGUGCGAUGAUGAGUCAACGUCACCACGCGACAGCCCGCGGCAGAAGCUUGCAGAAAGUGCGAGAAGUACAGAGAAUCAUCUCCAGAAUGGUGAUGCAACGGCGAGGAGGCAUCCAGAGUCAGAGAGCCCAAAAGGUCCGACCCAAGCCCCGGGGGCUGCGAACACUAAAACUGAGAAGCCCAGGGUAAGACUCCAGCAGCGCGGCGAGAAGACACGUAUCGUCAUCUGCCAGAAGUUCGACGUCGACGACGAUAAAAAGACCUCGUCUACCCCGUCCGCAUCGAAGCCAGACACAGACGCAUCCACGACCGUCCACGCGGACCGCAUCGACCAAGAAAGCAGCUCGAAGAGCCUCGACCCCAGCAGCAUCGAAUCAGUGACCCGGGCUACCGCCGAGCUGAAGUUGAGCGACUUGACCACCCUUCCUCCUGAGAUCACAUCUACUCCUUCGUCCAAGACUACACCGACUCACUCGCAACAACCUUCACCCACCAUGGCUGACCAACCGACCGUCACCUCCUCUGAGCCCCUCUGCGAGGGCGACACGACCAUCUUCUACAACGUCCUGCCUUCCGAACUUGCCGACAUUGCCUUCGGUAAAUUGCUGGAAGAGGUCAGCUGGGCCGGCAUGUCACACAUGGGCGGCGAGGUCCCACGCCGUGUGGCCGUCCAGGGAGAGGUCGCUCCCGAUGGCAGCAUGCCAGUGUACCGUCAUCCGAACGACGAGUCUCCCCCAUUGCUUCCCUUCACGCCAACCGUUCGCAAGAUUAAGGAGGUUGCCGAGAAGAUCGUCGGCCACCCAUUGAACCACGUCUUGAUCCAGCACUAUCGUAACGGCAACGACUACAUCAGCGAGCAUAGUGACAAGACGUUGGAUAUCGUCCAGGGCACAUAUGUCACGAAUGUGAGCCUGGGAGCGCAGAGAACCAUGGUCUUCAGAACGAAGCGGCCCCUCAAGGACAAGGACAAAGACGGUAAGCCUGACGACGACCAUGACAACAACAGCAACGACGAAAAGAAGGCCCCUGCCGGUUCCAAACGCCAGAUCCAGCGCGCCCCGCUGCCCCAUAACUCUCUCAUGCGCAUGGGCCUCAAAACCAACGAGCGCUGGCUGCACGCCAUCCGACAAGACAAGCGUGCCGACCGCGACAAGUCCCCCGCCGAACUGGCCUACAGUGGCGCCCGCAUCAGCCUGACCUUCCGCCACAUCGGCACGUACAUCGACGCCAGCCAGACACUGAUUUGGGGCCAGGGCGCGACGGGUAAGACGCGUGAGGAGGCCAAGCCUGUUAAGAACGGGUUGACGGACGAGGCGGUGGCCAUGUUGAAGGUUUUUGGGACGGAGAAUCAUUCUAGUGAGUUUGAUUGGCAGGAAUGGUAUGGAAAGGGGUUUGAUGUGUUGCAUAUGGGUGUGCCAAAGAGGUUUUGUGUGGGGGCUAAAGAUGGGGCAGUUGGCAACGCUAGUGUUCUGUUGGCUUUGGGGGAGCUAGGGGUUUCGUGUGCCAAGGGGAGUGUGGAGGGCGUGUGUAGGUUCGAGGAGAAUGAUGUUAGUAGGGCGGUUGUGGAGGGGGUCGGGACGGUGUUGAGAUAUUUGGAUGCGGUGUAUGGGAAGGGUAGGAGAUAUGAUCAGCUCUUGCCGGGGGAGGUUGCCAAGCGUUUUACUCUGCUGGCUAAGGCAGAGGGUUUGGCUGUCAGGUGGAAGGAGGUUGGCUCCAUGUUGGGGAAGGGAGGCGUUAGCAAGGACGUAGUGAGGGCUUUGAUGAAGAAGGAGCUGGAGGAGUGGGAGGGCGUCGCGGGCGAGGCGGUUUCUUCUGAGUUUGGUGAAGGGUUAUACAUUUGUGGCGGCGUGCAGGCCUCGCCGGCGGACUUUGGGCUGUGGCCUGUGCUGCAUGACAUGGUGCGCGCUUGUGGGGGCGACGAGGGGCUGUUGGGUGGGGAGAGCGGUUUCUUGAGAAAGUAUUAUGUUGCGUUCCGUGGGCGUGGAUCAGCGGCAAAGGCGCUGGAGUUGUGGAAGGAGUGA